AUGGCGUCUUCGUCGCCAUCCGACGAUGUCUCCCGCGCCUCGAUGGUCACGAUUCCCACCAUCGUGACGACGGUCCUCGCCCUUAUUCUUACGUUACUGCGGCUGUACGUGCGGCGAUAUAUGAUCCAGUUGCUAGGCUGGGAUGAUCUGUUCAAUGUACUUGCGAUGGUCCUCGCGUUGAUCGUCAUGGGCCUGGUGCUCGCGGCGACGCAUUACGGGCUCGGUCGACAUGUUGAAUUCGUGGAUCCGGCUCAGUCGGCGUAUAGCGUCAAGAUGCUGCGGGUGGCUGAGUUCCUACUGAUUUUCUCUACGAUCUUUAUUAAGAUCUCGAUCAGUUUGUUCUUGAAGAGGCUUUUUCUGACGAGCAAGAAAUGGAAGAUCUUCUUCUGGUGCUUCAUCGCGUUCAACACCAUCACAAGCAUUCUCGAUGCCGCCGUCAUCUUCCCGCAGUGCACGCCGGUCGAAUUCAACUGGGACAAGUCGAUUGAGGGCGGAUCGUGCUGGUCGAACGAGGCGAUCGAUGCAGUGGGGAUUGCACAGGGGGCCAUCGCCGCUGUCACCGACUUUGUGCUCUCCAUUCUCCCGAUCCUCUUCCUGUGGAACGUGAAACUUCCCAAGCGAGUGAAGGUGGGAAUCUGCGGGAUCAUGGCGCUGGGAUUUGCGAGCGGAGCGUUCGCUAUCGCCCGAACAGCUCUGGUGCCGGACUUGACCACCACCACGGAUCCGACCUGGGACCUGGUUGAACUGUUCAUGUGGGCCGACCUGGAAGCCACUUUCGGCGUGAUCGCGGCGGCCGCCCCGUCGGUGCGUCCGCUCAUCGGCCACAACGCCAUGACCACGGAAUCGUACACGCGGUCCAAGUCGCACACGCUGCCGCUGCGCAGUCUGGCAACGGGCCACCAGUCGCGACGCGAGUGGAGACAGACCAUCCUCGACACGAUGGACGAGCCAGGUGGUCGUAUCUCCAACGACGGAGAUAGCCAGUCGAACCUGUGGCAUAAUGACCAGGGGAUUGUGAAGACGAUGUCCAUCGAGGUGGUGACGACCCAGCGACCGCCGGACUCGGAACUGCAACUCCAGCUGUACAGGGGGGCAGGCGAACGCAGCUCCAAUGAACGAGUUGCCGAGCCCUAG
Messenger RNA from Aspergillus steynii IBT 23096, 1134 nucleotides. RefSeq lists its product as uncharacterized. Lineage: Eukaryota; Fungi; Ascomycota; Eurotiomycetes; Eurotiales; Aspergillaceae. The coding region runs from base 1 to 1134 and encodes 377 amino acids. The record is from RefSeq and is a predicted model, not a curated record. The transcript is spliced from 7 exons.